GGAAAAACUUCCCGGAAGUGACGGCUCCCCCGGAACUGAUUAGUUGUUGGUUUGUCCCGCCCUUACGCGUGCGCACUGUCAGCACGGGAGCACGCCAUGGAGGACCAAGAAGCGCUGGGUUUUGAACACAUGGGGCUGGAUCCCCGGCUCCUGCAGGCUGUCGCCGACUUGGGCUGGUCGCGACCGACGCUGAUCCAGGAGAAGGCCAUACCUCUGGCCCUGGAGGGGAAGGACCUCCUGGCCCGCGCCCGCACGGGCUCCGGGAAGACGGCAGCUUAUGCGCUUCCGAUGCUGCAGUUGCUUCUGCACAAGAAGGCGACAGGUCCUGUAACGGAACAGGCCGUGAGAGGCCUUGUCCUUGUUCCCACUAAGGAGCUGGCCCGGCAGGCCCAGUCCAUGAUCCAGCAGCUGGCUGCCUACUGUGCCCGGGAUGUGCGAGUGGCUAAUGUCUCCGCUGCUGAAGACACAGCCUCUCAGAGAGCUAUGUUGAUGGAGAAGCCAGAUGUGGUGGUGGGGACUCCGUCCCGAAUUUUAAACCACUUGCAGCAGGACAGCUUGAAGCUCCGUGACUCCCUGGAGCUGCUGGUGGUAGACGAAGCUGACCUCCUUUUUUCCUUUGGCUUUGAAGACGAGCUCAAGAGUCUGCUCUGUCACUUGCCCCGGAUUUACCAAGCCUUCCUCAUGUCGGCCACUUUCAAUGAGGACGUCCAAGCUCUGAAGGAGCUGGUGCUACAUAACCCGGUUACCCUCAAGUUGCAGGAGUCGCAGCUGCCGGGGCCAGACCAGCUGCAGCAGUUCCAGGUGGUCUGUGAGACUGAAGAAGACAAAUUCUUGCUGCUCUAUGCCCUGCUCAAGCUGUCACUGAUUCGGGGCAAAGCCUUGCUCUUUGUCAACACUCUAGAGAGGGGUUACCGGCUCCGUCUUUUCCUGGAACAGUUCAGCAUCCCCUCCUGCGUGCUCAAUGGAGAACUCCCGCUGCGCUCCAGGUGCCACAUCAUCUCACAGUUCAACCAAGGCUUCUACGACUGUGUCAUAGCAACAGAUGCGGAAAUCCUGGGACCCCCAGUCAAAAGCAAGCGGCGAGGCCGCGGGUCCAAAGGAGACAAGGCCUCUGAUCCGGAGUCAGGUGUGGCCCGGGGCAUAGACUUCCACCACGUAUCUGCCGUACUCAACUUCGACCUUCCUCCCACUCCAGAAGCCUAUGUUCAUCGAGCUGGCAGGACAGCUCGAGCCAACAACCCAGGCAUAGUUCUGACCUUUGUGCUGCCCACGGAACAGGCUUCCUUGGCAAAGAUUGAGGCGCUUCUCAGUGGAGAGGGCGAGGCUCCCAUCCUGCUUCCCUACCAGUUCCAGAUGGAGGAGAUCGAAAGCUUUCGCUAUCGCUGCAGGGAUGCCAUGCGCUCAGUGACCAAACAGGCCAUUCGAGAGGCGAGAUUGAAGGAGAUCAAGGAGGAGCUUCUGCACUCAGAGAAGCUCAAGACAUACUUUGAAGACAAUCCCAGGGACCUCCAGCUGCUGCGCCAUGAUCUGCCCUUGCACCCUGCGGUGGUAAAACCUCAUCUGGGCAAUGUCCCUGACUACUUGGUUCCUGCUGCUCUUCGUGGCCUUGUGCAUCCUCGAAAGAAACGGAGAAAGCUGCCCGCCUAUAGGAAGGCUAAGAAGGUGAAGACCCAGAACCCACUGCGUGACUUCCGGCACAGGGGAAAGAAACCCAAACCCACAGCAAAGCCCUCCUGAGGUGGCCUGGGCCUGAGGACACCGAAUUGGCGUCCUGACCUGGAUGGAGUGAGGGGGCUUCCACUCUGUGGGCACACUCUGAUGCUCACUGUCUGGACAGACCGUACUUUGAAGCAGCAGCCUUGGGCACCCCAUCUCCUUGGUACUGCUGGACUGCCAUCCUGCUGCUUAACAGAAUAAAGAUUCUGGCUGCCCAGGC
Molecule: messenger RNA, 1936 nt
Organism: Peromyscus maniculatus bairdii (prairie deer mouse)
Lineage: Eukaryota; Metazoa; Chordata; Mammalia; Rodentia; Cricetidae
Gene: Ddx56
Product: DEAD-box helicase 56
Cellular component (GO): cytosol
Molecular function (GO): ATP binding; RNA helicase activity; nucleic acid binding
Source: RefSeq, a predicted model, not a curated record